GCGGCCGCACGCUCGGCGCCUCCGCUAGUGCGGGCAAGGUCCCGAAGCGGGAAGCCAGCAGCCCGCCGCCUCCACGCAGCCCGCGACCCUCGCCCGCCCUCAGGGUCCCGGAGUGCGCCGGGGGAGGCCGAGGUCCAGGACAGUAUCAGUGCUCCCCAAGGAUGUGAGCAGAGUGCUGGGCUCACUGAGCUGGGAGACCCCCAGGCUCCAGGCACUGAAACCCACCCAUCUACCCUGUGCCCAGCCAUCACCAUGGCAACCCAGAACAGAAGCACUAGUUUCACAUCCAACUUGAAUCCACCCCAAGACCAUGGCUCCUCACUGUCCUUUAACUUCAGCUAUGGUGAUUACGAUCUCCCUCUGGAUGAGGAUGAGGACAUGACCAAAACCCAGACCUUCUUCGCAGCCAAGAUCGUCAUUGGCGUGGCACUGGCAGGCAUCAUGCUGGUCUGUGGCGUUGGCAACUUUAUCUUCAUUGCUGCCCUUGCCCGAUACAAGAAGCUGCGAAACCUCACCAACCUGCUCAUUGCCAACCUGGCCAUCUCUGAUUUCCUGGUGGCCAUCAUCUGUUGCCCCUUUGAGAUGGACUACUAUGUGGUACGCCAGCUGUCCUGGGAACAUGGCCACGUGCUCUGUGCCUCCGUUAACUACCUGCGCACUGUCUCCCUCUAUGUCUCCACCAAUGCCCUGCUGGCCAUCGCUAUCGACAGGUACCUGGCCAUCGUGCACCCGCUAAAGCCCCGGAUGAACUACCAGACGGCCUCCUUUCUGAUCGCGCUGGUCUGGGUGGUCUCCAUUCUCAUCGCCAUCCCCUCGGCCUACUUCACCACAGAGACGGUCCUCUUCAUCGUCAAGAGCCAGGAGAAGAUCUUCUGCGGCCAGGUCUGGCCAGUGGACCAGCAGCUCUACUACAAGUCCUACUUCCUCUUCAUCUUCGGCCUGGAGUUCGUGGGCCCCGUGGUCACCAUGACCCUGUGCUACGCCAGGAUCUCCCGGGAGCUCUGGUUCAAGGCCGUGCCCGGCUUCCAGACCGAGCAGAUCCGCAAGCGGCUGCGCUGCCGCCGCAAGACGGUGCUAGUCCUCAUGGGCGUCCUCACGGCCUACGUGCUGUGCUGGGCGCCCUUCUACGGCUUCACCAUCGUGCGCGACUUCUUCCCCGCCGUGUUCGUCAAGGAGAAGCACUACCUCACCGCCUUCUACGUGGUCGAGUGCAUCGCCAUGAGCAACAGUGUGAUCAACACCGUGUGCUUCGUCACGGUCAAGAACAACACCAUCAAGUACUUCAAGAAGAUGAUGCUGCUCCACUGGCGUCCCUCCCACCACGGGAGCAAGUCCAGCGGUGACCUGGACCUCCGGAACAGCGCAGUGCCAGCCACCGAAGAGGUGGACUGUAUCCGGCUGAAGUGACCUGCGGCAUGACGGAAUUGAAAACCUAGCUCCAGUCCUCAGCAUCACACACCAUCAACCAAGGCACAGGCUGUGUUUGUGGCACGGGACAUCUGUGUCCACACCUUCCUGCCCCCUGGGAGCUGGGUGUUUCUAGAUCUUAACAAACAAACUAAUCCAGAGACCAAGUGCCCCAGCCGGCAUUCGCUGAUGUGCACUGAAUAGACACUGCGUGUGUGGCACGGUCAUGAAACGAGAGGCAUGUGACAGUGAGUGAUGUGAACCACACACCUACGGUGGGCAGGCCACGAUGAGAUCACACAAAGGCUACGGGACUGGCACUGACUGAUGACAUGCUGCGUGCAGAAGCACUGGGAACCAAAGCAAGGUGACAGAAGCUAUUGCAGUCAUCAAGCUGGGUAUAGAUCUGGGAAUGGCUGGACAGAGGCCACAUGCGGUUAUCUGGAGCCCCCCAACCCCUGUCCCUGUUCCCUCAUUCUGUACUUUAUCAGUGUGGGAACAUCAAGAGGCCUCGGGACAAAACACUUAGACACAGUAGGAACACAAGGACAAUCGUCAGCAUGGAGCCCACACCUCACAGGAAGAGCAAAUGCCGUCACACGGCCUUCUCAACCCAGCUCCUGCUAUCUCCUGUGAUGUCUCUAGGAUAUGCCUAGACAGUGGUUUUUCUUGCAACCAGGCCAGCAGAAUGCAGUUCCUGAAACUUCAGUGCAAAUGAUUUCAGGGUUCUGAGGUCCAGAGGAAGAGACCAGAAAGAGGGACGGAGGAAGAGACCAGAAAGAGGGACGGUGGGAACAUAACUGUGUGGUCUGUUGGCUGAGACUUGGCUCAUCUCCUAGAAUACACCCUCUUCUACAAAAGGAGCCCUUCGUGGAACCCCAAGGCCUGCGUUCGAGUUCUCACUUGGGUUCAUACAGCCCAGAUGCUUCUUCCCUGUGUCUCAGUCUGGCUUUAAAGAACGGGGACAAUGAAGACAUUUUCUCUCCCUGAUGUUUUCAAUACCAUCAGGCAACCCUUGGAGGUCACAGUGCAUGCAUAUAAUUUUCAACUGUACAUGUGGUAAUAAUGAGUAGGUGAUAUUGACCAUUUGUGUGGGGGAGUUUGUUUAGAAACCCUGUUUCCUGUGGUUUUUAUGGAGAAACACUUCCAUUCUUUCAUCUUGCUCUUUGGACCAGGCACCCCUGAACUCUACACUGGGGUCCCUGUCAUGAAGACGGGAGCCCCAGACUCAGCAGCUCUGGGGUUAGGAAAGUUCAAGUCAUGUGUGGCGGGCAUGGUACGGAGCCCUACCCUUGUUCCUUCCGAUCGGUUUUGGAGCAGAGACUUGCAAAUGGUUCUUGAUUAGAGCUUUGCCAUCCACAUUUGGUCAGCUCCUAACUUCCUGUAGAGAAGAAAUGACUUAGUUGCUUUGCUUGUUUUUAAAAAUUAUCUGUUUGUUUCUCCAUCAAUGAAGUUUCAGCCCACUCUUUUCCGUCCUCGGCCAGCAGACCCACCUUUAACUUUGGCACUGAACCUUCAAAAAAUGCAAAGUAUCCACCUAAAAAGAUUCUGUAAAAUCCCAAUUUUAUAGAAUCUCAGGAUGCAUUCUGAAGCCAAGCAGGAGAGCAUUUUAGGUUGUCUGUGUGUUCAAAAAUGUAAUAAUUGUGUCUGUAUUACCCUUUCAGAAGUCAUUUUUGCCUUUUUAUCCUAAACUAUACCAUCCCUCUUUCAUUUAAAUUUAACUGAAAAAACUUGUAAAUAUCAGUGUUUUGUGACCCAGUGAAAAAGUGUUGUGUUGUUACCAAGUGGAAUAAUUAACAUAUAGAAUCUUAAUCACAAAGUUCACAGAUUUCCCUGCUUCUCUUUUAUAUCGGAUUUAGAUAUAAGUAAGUCAUAGCCAUCUCGAUAGCUCAGCCCUGAACAGAGAAAGAAUUUAUUCAAGGUAUUUUUAGCAGAACAGUGGUAGCUCAGACCAAGAGCUGGGGUUAUCUUUAUUUCAUCCCUCAUGCUUCCCGCCCAGGUGGGAAUUCUUGUGUCAGUGCCACCUGCCCAUUUAUCUGGAGUCUGCCUUGUUCGAAUGUAAGCUGCUGUUUGAAUGGAGACUUUUCAUCCCUCCACCUGGAAUUAAAACAAUAAAUUAAUUGCAUUUGUG
This is a messenger RNA of Cavia porcellus (domestic guinea pig), 3538 nucleotides long. It is a transcript of the gene Prokr2, whose product is annotated as prokineticin receptor 2. Gene Ontology annotation, biological process: neuropeptide signaling pathway. The record is from RefSeq and is a predicted model, not a curated record. Lineage: Eukaryota; Metazoa; Chordata; Mammalia; Rodentia; Caviidae. The transcript has 3 exons. Gene Ontology annotation, molecular function: neuropeptide Y receptor activity. The coding region runs from base 253 to 1407 and encodes 384 amino acids. Gene Ontology annotation, cellular component: plasma membrane.